AUGACUUCAACUAUAUUUGCCAAUGUCAAAAAAUAUUUUAAGUAAAAUUCAUAUAUAGUCAAUUAAUUUCAAAACACGAAACGAAAUAAAUAAGCAAUAUUGUCAUUAAGAAAUUUUCUUAAGACUUGCUGUUAUCAGUUUAUCUGCAAACACAUUUUUCAACAUUUGUCGUAGCAAACUUUCACCAUAUACCGCGUUAAUCCAAAUGGCUAAGAAUUACUCGGAUUCAAAUAUGGCGAAAUACAAGGAAAGAUACGUUCUCGCUACACAAAUCUGGAUACUAUAAUUUUAAAUUAUUUUCGGAUGGACGAUCCAUGUACUUUAGGAAGAAGAACGAUCGCUGAACUCCAAUGGCCACACAUCACCACGGCCAAUGAACGUAAAACGUGGCCAUUCUUAUCGAGCGCUAAUCUUGAAUCAUAUUAAAAUCGGUGAUAUGUAUCAGACCACACUAUUAAUCAAUCAAAAAUAGUAAAAAUACAUAUAUAAUGAAAAUACAAAUUACACGUAACCGGGCACAGGGAGGAAGUGCGAGCAUAGAAUGCUAACAUAAAAAUUUGCGCCCGCAUUUUUACGUAACAAUGCAAUCGAAAACCGUCCUCUUAACACGUUGUAACAGUGAAAGUUAAACAAGAUGAAAUUCGAGAUGCA
Heterotrigona itama is the source of this 651-nucleotide messenger RNA. The record is from the annotation of a GenBank genome assembly. Lineage: Eukaryota; Metazoa; Arthropoda; Insecta; Hymenoptera; Apidae.